GUUAAGCAAAUAUGUUAAGUCAACUGAUAUUAGUUCAGCAUCCUCAAAGGUCAAACAAUGUCAAGGAUCACGUGACCCUCACUUAAAUGAGUAUAAAACUCCGGUAGUGAGUGCAAUCGCUUCAGUAAACAUGGUGCUACUAUUUGACGAAAUUCUGUCCCAUCUGGGAGAAUUUGGGCGAUAUCAGAAGUUGGUAUAUUUUCUGCUAUGCCUAAGUGCAAUUUCGAAUGGAAUUCGGAUGGUUUUAUCGGUUUUUAUCCAGAAAACCCCCGCUCACAGGUGUGCUAUUCCGGGGUACGACAACGAUACCUAUGAAAUUCAGUCGGACUAUCAUGCUCGUCUUAUCAACCUCACUAUACCGCUCAGCGACAUAGAUGAUGACCAAGUGUAUGACAAAUGUCAUAUCUACGUGGUCUCUGAAAACAUGACAACGGCCGCGUGUGACAAGUGGGUGUACUCUACAGACAUCAUACAGAACUCGGCAGUAACAGAGAUGGAUAUGGUGUGUGAAGCGGCCUUGGACACAUCACACGCCCAGAUGAUCUUCACUGCAGGCUAUCUGUUCGGCGUAUUUAUACUCGGCAUUGUAUCCGACAAAAUAGGAAGGAAAAAGACGCUGUAUUUUGCUGUCGUCCUGAGCCUUGCUGGUGGUCUUGGCCUCGCGUGGGCGCCUAACUUCCUAGUGUACUGUGUCAUACGGUUUGUGAAUGGAUUCUCAAUGGGAGGAAUGUUUCCGAUUACAUUUGUUAUGAGUGUAGAGAUGGUGGGUCCCAGUAAGAGAGCCCUUAUCGGAAUCUCCAUCGAGUAUUUCUUUGCUCUGGGCUUUGUGAUAUUGGCCGGUCUAGCUUACCUAAUCAGAGACUGGCGCUACCUGGACAUAGCAGUAUCUGCCCCGUCGGCUCUCUUCCUGCUGUACUGGUGUUGUAUCCCCGAGUCCCCUCGGUGGCUGAUCAGCGAAGGGCGACACAAACAUGCUGAAAAAAUCCUAUCAACGGCUGCCAAGAUGAACAAGGUCACACUGCCUGAUCACUGUUUUCAACAUAAACCAGACAAACAGAAGGAGGUCGCACAUGCAGACAUCACAAAAGCUAGCAUGGCAGACAUGUUUAAAUCUCCAGCUCUUCUCAUCCGGAGUGCAAUAAUAUUCCUAAAUUGGAUGGUAGUGAGCAUGGUCUACUACGGUCUGUCCCUCAACACGGAUAACUUGGGAGCAGGAAGCCUGUACGUCAACUUUCUUAUCUCUGGGCUGGUGGAGUUCCCUGCCUACACGAUUUCUAUCCUGCUACUGAGCAAGGUUGGGAGGAGAGUUAUUCAUUGUGCCAGCAUGAUCCUUGGAGGCGUGGCCUGUCUCCUCACAACAAUCACGAUCCUCUGUCUGGACAAAGAUCAUCAGUGGGCGACGGUCCUCCUUGCUAUGAUAGGCAAGUUAGGAGCUGCAGGAGGCUUUGCCAUAAUCUAUGUCUUCUCGGCGGAGCUCUUCCCCACAGUUGUGCGCAAUUCAGCCAUGGGGGCCAGCGGUUCCUGGGCACGUGUCGGGGGUAUGAUCGCUCCUUAUAUAGCAGAUUUGGGAAAGAUUGUACACGGUGACAUCGGCCAUGUGUUGCCGCUGAUUAUAUUUGGUUCGGCAUCUGUGGUGGCAGGACUUCUGGCCCUGUUCUUGCCAGAAACUCUCAACAGAUGCUUGCCUGAAACCAUUGAAGAUGGAGAAAACUUUGGACGGCGUGUCGAGGUGAAAGAAAAAGACAUCGAAUCAACGAAGUUCUAACAUUUGGAUGUAAUAAUUGUAAAAUUAUAAAUAAGACGACCAUUACAGACCGACCCAAACACCAGACUUAAUAUUAUGGGAAAUAUUGACUGGGCCAGAAUAACUGGGCAUGUCCUCCGCUAUAACUGCGGGAUUUACGACACACCCACACCUUUUGUCCUUUAUUCAAACCACAAGCCCCGGAUUUAAAGGAACAAUGUCGGUACAUAUAUACUCCUUUGACCAUCAAUCUCGUCAUCUUCCCGUGACAAGGGAGAUAACCGAGUCUUGAACACCCUUGCUGGAACUACUCUGGAAUCAUUGAGAUAUAUGUAGGCUGGUCUAAAGAGUCUGUACCAGUCAAAAUCGUGCAUCGAAAUAUUCAUCCAUUUCAAAACAACUUCGCGAUUUCAGUCACGUACAGUAUCUGCAGAGUAUGUGUAUCACCAACAAGAUGUCCACAGAUACAUUGCAAAUCUUUCCAUGUUUCACUACCGAUCAGAUCUUCUUGUUUGGGCGCCGCCUUCUGGAGCAAGUGAAAGUGAUAUAAAGGAUGCAUUUCGUCAGUUGGAGGAACGCAGAAGGAACAAACCUCAUGCUAGACACUAGUGGCGCGAGGAUCGAGCCAGGAAAUUCCAGCACAGUUCGACAAAGGUGGAAACCGGACUUUUGGCAGUCAGCUGACUCACCUUCCUCGCUAAGACGCAACCUCGUUUCAGUGCUAAAACGUAAAAUGUGGACCUUCACCAUUCUGAUGCACUCUUCCAGAUUGUGUUCCUGUCGCUUUUGGCACGGAAUCCAAGUGUUGUUGUUUUAAUGUUGCAAGUUCUCUCCUUACCUGAAUUUUUGUAAACUAGUUCUGUUUAACCAUAUCAGGGACUAAGUAUAUACAUGUAACUGAUCUCAAACGAAUGCAAUAUGGAGCUAUUUCACUUCGUGUUGUAUUCAUUUUAAGGUAUUAAAAGAUAAAACAUUACAAC
Molecule: messenger RNA, 2724 nt
Organism: Haliotis rubra (blacklip abalone)
Lineage: Eukaryota; Metazoa; Mollusca; Gastropoda; Lepetellida; Haliotidae
Product: organic cation transporter protein-like
Exons: 10
Coding region: 131-1765 (544 amino acids)
Biological process (GO): transmembrane transport
Cellular component (GO): membrane
Molecular function (GO): transmembrane transporter activity
Source: RefSeq, a predicted model, not a curated record